Molecule: messenger RNA, 1439 nt
Organism: Hypanus sabinus (Atlantic stingray)
Lineage: Eukaryota; Metazoa; Chordata; Chondrichthyes; Myliobatiformes; Dasyatidae
Product: general transcription factor II-I repeat domain-containing protein 2-like
Exons: 2
Coding region: 492-1094 (200 amino acids)
Source: RefSeq, a predicted model, not a curated record
CCCGAGCCAUUUGUGGCUCUUUCACCUCUGUGCUGCGGCUCCCUGUGGCUUUGGGAAAUAAUUGGUCAGUAUUUAAUUAAAAUGUAUUUUAUGUUAGUUUGUUAGCUUUUGAAAUGUAAUUAUGGUGAUCUUGUACAACCUAAGUGUAGCGACACAUUUCCUGCCACAUCCGAAACGGCUCACAAUUAGCCAGCAUUCCGGCUAAGGGAGAUAGCCUACGGGGGUUUGUGAGUACGCGUCUUUUGCAGCAUCUGCGUCCAUGGGGGCUGGGUUGAGGGAGGCUUAAAAGCAAGGCUGUUUAGUUCGAAUAAAGCUAUCUUUGACUGCAGUUUACUGACACCGCUACAACGUGUUUUUAUCGCUGGCUGUCCAGACGGAAGGUGCUGAAACGCUUUGUCGCGUGUCUGGAAGAAGUGAAAACUUUCCUGGGCAGCAAAGGGCUCACCUUUCCUGAGCUGGAACAGCCAGAGUGGCUGGAAAAGCUACACUUCAUGGUAGACAUGACAGCGCACCUGAACACGCUGAACACAGCUCUUCAGGGGAAAGGACGUACAGCCCUGCACAUGUUGGAGGAUGUUUUGGCAUUCGAGCGCAAGUUGACAGUGCUUGCCAGAGAUUUACAGAAAGGCACUUUGUCUCACUUCCCCAAUUUGAGAGAGUUCAAACAAGGUCACGACAUGAUAAUUUCGGAGUAUUUACAUUCUGCAAUCAUCGCAAUGCAAACAUCGUUUGGGAAACGCUUCUGUGAGUUCAGAGAGGAAAAAAACACAUUAUCCUUCCCGGUCACUCCCCUAAGCAUCGAUCCAUCCCUACUGAAUACGACUGCAUUGGCAGGUGUGAGUCAACCUGAUCUUGAGAUGGAACUGGCCGACAUAGCCGACAAAGACAUAUGGGUGUCCAAGUUUAGACGCUUGACAGCAGACCUUGAAGAUGUUGCCCGUCAGAAGGCCGUUCUUGCUCAGAAACACAAAUGGAGUGAUAUUGAAAACCUCACAGAUGACAGCUUGCGAUCCUGUGUAAAGAUGAAGGUGACAUCAUACAUCCCUGAUGUGCAGACGCUGUGCGCUGAGGUCCAGGAGCAGAAAUCCCAUUAACCAAGAUGACAGCUGGCUGACGUUAUUUUUGGUUUGCUGCUGGCGGAAAAUUUAAGUUCGGCGUUUUUCAUAAAUACAAGAAGGACUCAAAUAGACAUUGAAUAUUUUACUUAAAAGUAACUUUCAACCCAACGUCUUUUUUUCGGAGUUCAAAAUGUUUUUGUUGCAUGCAGAAAUGUAAUUUCGUUUUCUCUGCAGGAGUUCAUCAAUUUCAUAAAUGCAACACAUUAUAGUUUGUUUAUACAUAGCAUAAAGGCAAAAAAAACAUUGUAUGCAGUGUUAUUUCAUUUUAAAUGUCAAACGGGUUUUGCGGCUCCCAGUGUUUUCUUUUCUGUGGGAAACGGG